UUUGGCGACUUUGGCGUUAUAAUUUCGUUUCGAUCAACAUUAUUUAAAUUAAAAUAACAAGUGAAUUGUGAUGAACUUAGUUGUUUUACCAGUCUAACUGUUAUUUAAGAUUGUAACUAGUAGAAAUAUGGAUUUGUCAAGUAGUAUAAGUGAACAAGUACGCAAAUUAUGCGUGAUAUUAUCGUCUGAUCCAGAUGCGGCUCAUGAGUUAGCAGUGUCAUACCUCACACCUGGUAAGAAGAUUCGGUCGAUACGAGAUGAGAGGCAGCUGUGUUCUAAGAUACACACUCAUCUUUUCUCAGCAUCGGCCAAAGAUGCAGUAAAAUUCGAUGAAUGUUAUUCUAAAUUGAAGCAAUGUAUGAUGUUCAAACAGCGGGCUGCAGUACUAACUUUACUUCUGACAUUGUCAGAGUCGCAGCAAGACAAACAAUCCACCCAUCAACUUUUUCCGAUUCCAAAUUUGCCUUCAAUACAAUCUGGUAAUGGUAUACCAGCUUCCAGUACUAGCAGCAAAGUAACUGUUGCAUCAAGUUGGGACAACAAUCUAGCAAAAUUGGGAUCAAAUCAGAGUCUUCCAUCAAACCAAAGUAACAUGGUAUUAGCUCUGCCAACAACAGAUAGUGCAUCCAAUGAGCGUAGUUGCAUCCGAGAUGUGGUUCUAGCAGCCACUGGGAUCAAAUGCCGCGAUGCCUGUAAUAGGCCCCGACCUAUGCAGAUGUUGUAUGCGCGCAUAGCGCAUCUAGGCUUCCUCCAUGACAGACUCAAAGAGUUCAUUGACCCCAACUCUGGCUUAAUGCCUCAAGGUCUUAUGGGUGAAGGUUUAGUGUCAUCAAUAAGGGAUGAACUUACAGAGUACUAUCGCAGUGUUGCUCUCCUUCAGUCACAGUCAUGUGAAGGAGACGGCGAGGGAGCGACUUUGCGGAGAAUUGCAGUGUGGGCCCAAGAGCCCCUACAUCGACUGACGUGGCUUGCCAACAUUGCCCAUACUGCUUAUCACAAAAAAGGUGGUGAACUGGCCUCCUGCGUGCACCGCUUCGUGAGGCACGGAGACGAAAGAGUAGUGGUCCUGGCGCUGCGACUGCUGACUGCGCUUACUUAUCCGCUGCUGCUGAUGCUCACCAGAUGGCUCUUACAUGGCGAAAUUGACGAUCCCUUCAAUGAAUUCUUCAUCGAGAGCAGAAGCGGAGUAGAGAUAGAAAGAAUGUGGCAUGACAAAUACAGGGUCAGGGAAUGGAUGAUGCCAUCGUUCAUAUCCAAGGAGCAGGCGGCGCAGAUCCUCGCCACGGGCAAGAGCGUGGUGUUCAUGCGCGAGGCGUGCCCCAAGGGCUCCACGGACCCCAGCGACCAUGCCGAGUGCUUGGAGGCCUUGUUGAAACAUACCACUGAGUCUGAUUCCACGGUGCCCUGGUGGGAAGCGGAAGGCUUCCGGUCGUCGGUGGCGGACGCGCACUCGGCCGUGUCGCUGCGGCUGCUGGACGCGCUCACCACGCACCACCACAUCGUCGACCACCUGGUGGCGCACCGCCGCUACCUGCUGUUCUCGCAGGGCGACUUCGUGCACCAUCUCAUGACGCUGUUGAAGGACGAGUUGAACAAGCCUGCUACAUCUCUGUUCGUCCAUAAUCUCACUUGCACGCUGGAAGCCGCCGUGCGCGCCACUUCUGCGCAGUACGAACCCCCGCAUGUAUUAGAAAGUUUACAGGUCAACUUGUAUCACAAUGGCGACGGCCGCGACGAAUGCGGCUGGGACGUGUUCGCGCUGCAGUACCACGUGUCGGGUCCGCUCGGCACGCUGUUCCCGCCGUCGUGCGCGGCGCGGUACCGUGCGCUGUUCAGCCAGCUGUGGCGCGUCAAGCGCAUAGAGCAGAGCCUCUACGACGCGUGGCUCGAUCACGCCAUACUGCAGAAGAAAUUGAAGCAUAUGCCUGAGCUGUGGGGUCUGAUGCGGCGCGUGUCGUGCCUGCGCGCCGAGGCGCUGCGGCUGUGCGGCGCCUUGCAGGAGGCCAGCGGCGUGGCCGUGGAGCCGGCGUGGGAGGCGCUGCUGAGCGCCGCCGCCGACCGCCAGCCGCUCGACGCGCUGCUCGCGCUGCACCGCGCCGCGCUAGAGCGCCACGCCGUGCACGCCAUGAUACACCACACCACGCAGGAGCUGCAGUCGUACCUAGGAAACGUGCUAACAGAAACUCUAGCGUUACGGAGGUUCGAAGCGAAACUAAAUGCUGGAAUUAAUGCGGAACUGGACCGGAGGGACCGAAUAGAGCAAGUGAAAGCCGAAAGGGUGGUCAGAGGUGAAUUCGCUAUCACGGCUGCAGAAGAAGCCAAGGACAAAGAAGAAAGGAAGGUCUUCCACCAGUUUUUGACAAAUCGAAAAGCUGAUCUGAAUGUCUGGGCUCGCACAUAUAGGGUGCACGUGACAUCGUUGAUCCUCAAGCUGGCGCUCCACGGCGAGGUGUCGCUACAAACCCUCGCCUUCCGGCUCGACUACAGCGACUUCUACAAGCGCGGCGACGCCAAGCUGCACCACCCGCUCACCUACCAGCACAAGCGGCUUAGCGAGAUCGGGAUCAGCUUGGCUAAGAGUAAAGUGAUAGAUCGGUCCAAGAAGAAGUGACGUUUCGUAAUGACGAAACUGAAGACGGCGCCUCUGAGGUGCUUGCCGUGCCCGGAGCUCGGUUGUCUUCGGGUCAGCUGACCAGGACCUUACAACCAAAACCAAUAUAACGGACUGUAGUGUGCCUCACCGGUCAAGCGUGAGUUGGUCUUACGGAAAAAAUCGAGACUAUUCUGUAGUUAGUCGAUUAUGUGUCGUUCGAGUGACCCAGACUUGGCUGAUUACUUUCCAAAUUUUUAUUUUAUUUUGUUCCUUAAUAUUAAAGAGAAUUGAUUGUAAUAGAGAGGUAAAGUCUAAGAAAAAAAGUGCCCCAUAGUUUGACAUCCAAAACAGAUGGCGCUGCGCUGCGCCAUAUGUUUUGCGGUCACUGAAUUGUCAAACGUCAACUUUGUACAAUCAGAGUUACCGCAACAUGUAAGGAGCUAUACAGCGCCAUCUCGUUUACCUGUUAAAUUUGAAGCACAAAAUUGUCUUAGAUUUUAUGCAUCUUACUCAAUCAAUGUAUCUUUGUUAAUAUUAAUUCUCACUAAAAAUAAACGUACCUAAGUUUACUGGAUCUAAUCUGGAAAUCCAUUUUUAUCAAAUAGGUGGUGCAUGUCAAUGCGAUUGCCAUAGACAUGGUGAUUUGGUAAAUCGCCCGGCUCACGACAUAGCAGCGGGUUGUGAUAGCCUAACUAUAAAAACUUAAGUUAAUGACGCACCGACUGCAAUUGAGUCUUAGCCUCCGACAGGGAGGCCAUAACACUCUUUAACUUAUUAGUAUUUGUCAUUAAUUGUUUUAAUUCCGAUACCAGUACUUGUAGUAUAACUUGCCAAGACUUUAUUUAGGUUAUUGUAAACUGGUCUUAACUUAUGUCACAAAAAGAUAUUAGUAAGAAAAACCACAAUAAUGUAUUGUAUAAUAAUUGUAACAUGUUUCAUGACUAUGUAAUAUAGGCAACCUUUUUUUAAUGUUGAAUCAUUCCUUUAGUCUUCCUAUAAUGGAUGUGUAAAGGGUAGUUGGUCAUAUGUUGAUAUUGUGUCCUUACGGUUCAAAUUUAUGUCCGCUAGUCAUGUCAAUGCUAGCGUGAAUGUGAGAACUUAUUUGAUAUUGAAUUGUAUUGAGAAGGAAGAGAGCUCUAUGUGUAACGAUCCGACCACAAAUAUGUUGUUCCAAUAUGUUGCAUGUUUGUUUUUUUUUUUUACUUUUAGGAGCCGUAUUGUGGCUCUUAACAAAUUUGUGGUCUGAUUGCUACGGCCACAAAAAGUUAUCGAACCCAAAAUUAUUUUCUAACUCCUUGUGUAUUCAGAAUAUUAUUAUGUUACGUUAACCCACCCACCUUAAACUUGCCAUAGACUAAAAUAAUCUCAAACAGCUAUGCAUGAAUAUGAAUCUCUAUAAGUGCCAUUAUUAUUGCAUUUAAUUUAAUUGAAAUAUCACGCCCUUAAUAUACAUGACAAAUCGUUGAACACUA
Messenger RNA from Cydia strobilella, 4065 nucleotides. It is a transcript of the gene Grip91, whose product is annotated as gamma-tubulin complex component 3 homolog. Gene Ontology annotation, molecular function: microtubule minus-end binding; gamma-tubulin binding. Gene Ontology annotation, biological process: cytoplasmic microtubule organization; spindle assembly; microtubule nucleation. The coding region runs from base 128 to 2611 and encodes 827 amino acids. Gene Ontology annotation, cellular component: spindle pole; centrosome; equatorial microtubule organizing center. The transcript has 18 exons. NCBI's taxonomy places the organism in Eukaryota, Metazoa, Arthropoda, Insecta, Lepidoptera, Tortricidae. The record is from RefSeq and is a predicted model, not a curated record.